UAGAAUGAGAAAAGAAGAAAGAAUAAUGUUUUACUAUAAGCUAAGCUGUUAACGUAUAUUAAAUUCAAAUGCACUUGACUGCAAAGUGUUUUCCAGGUUUCAGAAAAUGUCACAUACAUGUAUACAUGGUGGAAAAAUAUAUCGUGAAUAAGCUGUAUGUUUAGCCGGGUACACAUCAGACACACACAACACAGGACUGAACUCUGAAUUGAAGUUUAAUGUCGAUGUUCACCUGCAUUUACAUUGACAUAUGAGAAGGAGAACGGCGGCCAAACUUCCUUAAUGCACGCGGCCGGAUCAGUGGUAGAGGACCGGCGCUUACAGCUCGCUUUACCGCUGAUGGUGCCCGAUGUAAACGGUUGUGCAAGUGCUAUCUUCAGCUGAGUGUGCCGGUAACCUUAGCUGCGCAGUUAUAGCUCUCCGUGUCAACACUGUGGGAUGAUACGGCCAGCCCGUUGGCAAGGGUCCAAGAGCGGGGCCGCGUCUGUGCCCGCUGGUUCUCCCCGCUCCUCAGUCCAUUCACAGCAUGAUUCAGGUCACAACAGCAACGACCCUCACCCCAGUAGGCGAAGCUGCCCAGUCACAAAUAAGUCCAUGUCGUGACCCCCCCCCCCCCCCCUCUCCUUUUAGUCUCUCCGUGGCAGUUGUCCACGCACAUGCUCCAGGCGUCCGUUACAGAUUCAAGGGUGGGGUCGCGGGCAUAUCUCUGCCCGUUUCAUCCACGCAGAGCGCUUGCCCGAGACUUCCAGUCCACGUGCCCCACGGUGCUGGCGGAGUAAUCAGAACAUCCGGCGGUCUGUAAAGCACUCUAAAGUUGAGCAACAUUUCCGUUUACAUUAUGCGGUAUUCCGGAGCUUACAAACUGUCCCGGUCAGUCCAGAAACAAACUGAAACUUCAUCCGGCUUAAAAAAAACCCCAGGCUAAGCGGAGAUAAAAUGUAGAAUAUUGAUUUUUAUUUGAAGAAAAACUGUUCUCGAGCGCUAUAAAAAUUAAAUUCUUUGUUCCGAUGAAGUUUACUGGCAUUCGACUGCAAUCAGAACGUGAAUUGCUGUGGAACACUGCUCCAGCGAGACCGUUCAAACUUGGCUGUUCUCUAACUUUCGAGAGGACAAAGACUGUUGACCGUGUGUGCGCGCGAGCGAUGGCGCUGGUGACCGGGCUACAGUGAUUAAUGUCCCACUGACCGCUCCGCACCCGCGUGGCGCGCCCGGAGACGGCAACUCCAUGUUGACGGAAAUAUAGAGACGGGGGAGCUGAGAAGGGCAUCAGGCAGACUGUUUGCUCAGACCCUCUCAUCAAUUAACGUUUCAAAAGUUACUGGAUAAGCCGACUGAACUCCGUUUAUAGCGCCUUCGAGUUAAGCGUAAUGUCGCUCACUUUGACUUAAAGCCAGUUUGAAAGUCACCAGUUUCCUGUUGUGUGUGUGUGUGUAUGUGUGUGUGUGUGUGUGUGUUUCUGUGUGUGUUGAUUCGAUUUGAAAUACAACCUGUAGCUUGAAAUCUAUUGGUCCAUAUAAACUUAGGUUAUUAUGCGAUUGGGGGGCUUUCUGUGGGCGCGGAGGAGUUUCCGUGUAGCCUCUUGCUCUUCCGCUCCAAGCGAAGCUGAGCUCAGCUCCCAUGGUUUCAAACCUAUAAUUUCCAGCAUCACUCAACCCGGUUGUAGGAAAUGCGUAAGCGCAGGUCGCGCGGCGGGACUCCACGGACUGCGGUGGGAUGGAGACCUCAGUCUGAGCUGCGUUCGGACAGCUCCCCACGCCGCGCGCCGCGCACUCGCACUCGCGCUCGGUCCCCACUGCCCACCGAGGAGCCCGCUUUGCGUUUUGUCAGAUUCCCCAAAAAAUAAAAUACUCGCGACCCACGGCCUUGGAGGGAACCUGUCUCAUUUUAGGUGCAGCGGACGAGGCCAUUGGCGGAGGGGCGUCACGUGACCGCGGCGCCAAUGUUAUUCUCGGCGGGUGUCAGGACCCUGUCAGUUUGUGAAAUAAGCGCUGGGAAGUGGCGAGAUGCAGAAGGCGCCCUACUACGAGGGCGCGGCGGCGCUGUACGCCGGCUACGCGUAUCAGGGGGCCAACGGCUUCGCUUACGGCCCCGCUCAGCAGCAAUAUCCCCCCGCCACUCACCCGGAAACUGAGUUCCAUCGACCCGACUGCUCGCUGCAGCCCCCCCUCCCCAGCGGCGGGGGUGGCGGAGGAGGAGGCGGGGGCUCCCUCAUGCUCCACAAGCCCGGCCAGAUCGCGGAUAUCUGCACCCCCAACGGAGCGCCCCCCCCUGGGCCCCCACCCGGGCCCCCCGCCCCCGACGUCCCCGACGGCAGUCGAGUGCAGGCUCCCCCCGGCCCGAUGCUCCCGUCCUCCCCCGAUUCUCCCGCCCAAAACGCCAGCAACGGUCCCGGCCCCCCGCCCGGCCCCAAGACCGGCCCGUCCAGCACCACUGCCACCAGGAAGCAGAUAUUCCCCUGGAUGAAGGAGUCCCGCCAGAACACCAAACAGAAAACCAGCUCCUCCAGCACAGUGGAGAGCUGCGCGGGAGACACGAGCCCCACCGGAUCCGCCGCGUCCAAGCGAGCCCGGACGGCGUACACCAGCGCCCAGCUCGUGGAGCUGGAGAAGGAGUUUCAUUUUAAUCGUUACCUUUGCCGACCUCGGCGGGUCGAGAUGGCCAAUUUGCUGAACCUGACAGAGAGGCAAAUAAAGAUCUGGUUUCAGAACCGCAGGAUGAAGUAUAAAAAGGAUCAGAAGGGAGUGGGGAUGAUGCCGUCUCCCGGGGCGCAGUCUCCGCGAAGCCCGGUCGGUCCACCCUCGGCGGGGGGGUACCUCAGUUCUAUGCACGCUCUCGUCAGCAGCGUUCCCUAUGAAUCCAGGUCACCCACGUCGUACAAUAAGCCUAAUCAGAACGCAUAUAGCAUCUCCACCUCAUAUUCGGCUCCCAUAAACAACGCCAUGAACAGCUGCCCUCCGUCGCAGAAGAGGUACCCGGGGACUGGCGCAGGCACGCCCGACUAUGACACGCACGCCCUUCAGAGCAACCCCGGCUACGGGUCUCAUUUGCAGGGAAGCCCGGUUUAUGUCGGCGGAGGUUACGUGGAUUCUAUGGCCAACUCCGGUCCCUCGGUGUUCGGUCUCACGCACCUCCCUCAUCCGUCCUCGGCCAACAUGGACUACAAUGGGGCGAUCGCUAUGGGCAACAGUCACCACCACGGACCGUGCGAUCCGCACCCCACGUACACAGACCUUACACCGCAUUACUCUCAGGGAAAGAUCCAAGAAGCGCCCAAGCUGACGCAUCUGUAACGCAACUGUCCGUGGGGCAGGAAACGCCCCCUCUCGCUGGUCGUAUUCUGACCACCGAUCCUGCGGCUUUCUUAAAAAAAAUAAUGAAAAAACAAGAAGAAAAAGGGAAAAAUCCUCAUUAGCAUAUGUACCUUCUUUUUUAUUUUAUAGUUUAUUGUGUGAUGUAGUUAUAGGCCUAGUAGUCAUUCUUGUUGCUUGAAUGUCUCUAUAACUUCGCUGAUGUUGUUGUUCCAUGCGCAUAUAUCUGGGACAUCACGUGGAGGCACAGAUAUGCAUAUCUAGCCUUAUCGUAAGCUUUUUUUUUUCUUAACCAAACAGGGUAUAUGAACAAUUUUAUUUUUACAAGAUACUUUAAUGUGAAUUUGUUCUUUUAUUUAUCCCGCUUUGAAGUAUUUUGUUUGCAUUUUGUUGCACUUCGGGGGGUCCCUCGUAGUAUCUCGCGCCCGGUUGAGAAGGACUGGCGCGUUAGUAUCGGGACCUCUUGUAUUCUGACGGACUUUUCAACUUUAUUUAUUUUUCUCUGAUUUAAAAAAAAAAAAAAAAAAAUACAGUUUUGAAGUAUUAUUUAUCCCCAUCUGUUCGGAGUGGGGAAAAAAGCACACGGCGCCCGGCUGGAGGUCUCUCCUCGAGGCCGAGCACGUGACGAGCAGUCUGGCAUAGCAUGGUUUCUUCCCGGGGCUUCUGUCUCUUAACCUAUAAAAA
This is a messenger RNA of Anguilla rostrata (American eel), 3992 nucleotides long. It is a transcript of the gene hoxa3a, whose product is annotated as homeobox A3a. Lineage: Eukaryota; Metazoa; Chordata; Actinopteri; Anguilliformes; Anguillidae. The coding region runs from base 2004 to 3290 and encodes 428 amino acids. Gene Ontology annotation, molecular function: DNA-binding transcription factor activity, RNA polymerase II-specific; RNA polymerase II cis-regulatory region sequence-specific DNA binding. Gene Ontology annotation, cellular component: nucleus. Gene Ontology annotation, biological process: embryonic skeletal system morphogenesis; regulation of transcription by RNA polymerase II; anterior/posterior pattern specification. The record is from RefSeq and is a predicted model, not a curated record. The transcript is spliced from 4 exons.